Molecule: messenger RNA, 1185 nt
Organism: Bursaphelenchus okinawaensis
Lineage: Eukaryota; Metazoa; Nematoda; Chromadorea; Rhabditida; Aphelenchoididae
Source: the annotation of a GenBank genome assembly
AUGAACUUCUAUACAGCAGCAAUUACUGCAGUAUGUUUGUUACCUUUUGUUUGUUACGCUCAAGAUGGACCAACAAUUGCAUGUGAGGAUGUACCACCUGUAUUCUGGUGCAAAAACAAGAACAUAUCGGAGUUGUGCAAUGUUACUGACAAGUGUAACACUUACUUUAAGAAGAGUAACGAAAAGAAGAUUUUGUUGACAGUUUUGUACGAAAUCUUGUGUCAAAGCUGCGCGCAAGUUAUCAGUGGACCAUUAAAGGAGGUUUACGAGACGCGCAAGGACCAAGUUGACAUUGAAUUGGUACCAUUCGGAAAUGCGCGUUACAAUGAGGUAAGGGACAGCAAUGAAAGGCUUUGUACGACCGGUAAAGCUUUGUAACAGAACUUUUGGCGCACCCUGUAUAGACUAUACCUAUAUCUAUUUUUGUACAGAUGAUACUUAUAUCAACUCUUACAGACACUAACUACAGUAGAGAUAUGAUUAAAUAAGGCAAAAGCAAAAAAUAUUUUUAGGACGGAUCACUAUCGUGUCAGCACGGUGUAGAAGAAUGCAAUGGAAACAGAUACGAAGCUUGUGCUAUCAACUUCAUCGAAGAUUAUUUUCCAUUUAUUGCUUGUGUUGAAGGAAAUAUUGAGUCGUUUGAUUUUGAGGCUACAGCCAAGAAGUGCUACGCCGAUUUAAAGACACCUGAUGACGUGGUAAAGCAGAUUGAGUAAGCGUUUAUUGGAUAGAGGGUAUGGUAAAGUGGAUUAGAAUAGAUGAGAGUAUUUUGGAGUUGGGUAGGGUAGGGCAUUUUGGGAUAAACGGCAAUUGUUUGCGGUAGGAUAGGGUAAGGUAGAAUAGCAUACGGUAGGGUAGGGUAAGGUAAAGUAAAAUAAAGUAAGGUAACUUAAGUUAGUGUAGAGUAGAGUAAUGUGAGAUAAGUUAACUAGAGCUACGGUUAAAGGUUACUGUAAAAUUUAAAAAUAAAAUUUUAGAGAAUGUUAUAAUGGCCAACUCGGCCACGAUUUGAUCAAAGCCAACUCCGAACGUAGUGUCAGUGCGGAAGGAAUUAAGUAUGAUUUCGUACCAUGGAUCUUUAUCAAUAAUGUCAGCAGUUCAAGAUUCAGUUUAAAUUCAAUGUUUGACAAUAACCUUUUGACAUUUAUUGAUGAAUGGCAUGUCAAGGGUGAAUUGACUUUGUGA